Ochotona princeps (American pika) is the source of this 590-nucleotide messenger RNA. It is a transcript of the gene PTGDS, whose product is annotated as prostaglandin D2 synthase. The transcript has 6 exons. Lineage: Eukaryota; Metazoa; Chordata; Mammalia; Lagomorpha; Ochotonidae. The record is from RefSeq and is a predicted model, not a curated record. Gene Ontology annotation, molecular function: small molecule binding. The coding region runs from base 4 to 579 and encodes 191 amino acids.
GGAAUGGCUACUCAACGCACGGUGUGCUUGGGGCUGGUGCUGCUGGCGGCCGUGGGGGUCCUGCAGAGCCAGGCCCAGGCCCCGGUCCUGGUGCAGCCCAAAUUCCAACAGGACAAGUUCCUGGGGCGCUGGUUCACUGCGGGCCUCGCCUCCAACUCGAGCUGGUUCCGCGAGAAGAAGGCGGUGAUGACCAUGUGUCUGUCAGACGUGGCCCCCACGGCCGAGGGCGGCUUCAACAUCACCACCAUCUUCCUCAGGAAGAACCAGUGCGAGACACGGAGCCUGCUUCUGCAGCCCGCCGGCAGCCCCGGCAGCUACAGCUACAUCAGCCCCCACUGGGGCAGUACCUACUCAACGUGGGUGGUGGAGACAGACUACCAGGAGUUUGCGCUGCUGUACAGCGAGGGCACCAAGGGCCCCGGGCAGGACUUCCGCAUGGCUACGCUCUACAGCCGCAGCCAAACCCCCAAGGAGGAGCUGAAGGAGAAGUUUAGCACCUUCUGCCAGGCCCAGGGCUUCCCCGAGGAUGCCAUGAUCUUCCUGCCACGCAACGACAAGUGCCUCAAGGAGCAGGACUAGGUGAGCCCUGC